AUUGCCCUUCAGAAAUUUAAACUGUGUUGAGAAAAAAUGGUUACUUAAGGCUGAAAAAAUUUCUUCUGCUAACAUGCGGCAAAACAGGCCUUACAAAUAACAAAGGAGGUUUCAAGUAUUAUCAGUUGGACUGUGCGGAUGGGUCAAAAACCCUUAAAGAACCCUUAUAGAACCUUUAGUGUUCUGGCACCUCGAGUUCUGUUAGGAGUCUGUCGCCUUCCUACCAUCCCUUGCCCACACCCUGCCCUGACCUCUGUGCGGCAACAUGUGGGCAGAGCGUCAGAAGGGCUAUAUUUGGCGUGUCAUUGGCAUUCUGCUCACAGGCUGAGCGCUCCCAUGGGCCCUCGUUAAGGCAGAGAUGGUGAGCAGCGUGGCCCCCUCCCCCACUCCCGGCAGACGGCAGGAAUGCUGCACAGGUAACUCAAUGCUGCACAGGUAACUCAAUGCCUCUGUGUGGCCUUUUGUUACCUGUUCGACCCUUUUGCUGCGUGUGGGGCUUAGUCUCUCCUCUCUCUCGUCCUCUCUCUCUCUCGCCAUCUUUCUCUUCCUUUCUUUUUCUCUGUGACUCUUCCCUCCGUCACCCACCCCUUCUCAUUCAUAUACCUAUUUACAGCCACUGUCCCUCUCUUAUUCCCUCCCUCUCCUUAGUGCUCCCUCCCCCUAUGCCUCCUCCUCUUGCUGUCUCUCUUGCUCUCUCUCUCUCUCUCUCUCUCUUUCUCUCUCUUUCUCUCCCUCCCCUAAGCUCCCAUGCCCCUCUCCCUCUUCUCUCACUGUCACACUGGCCGCAGUGAUGUGCAUGCCGCUCAGAGUCCUCUUCUCCCUCUCCUCUCCUCCUCCUCCUCCUCCUCCUCCUCUCGGGAGCAUCUGCUGGGCUGUGGCGGUGCUGGCUGGGGCUCCAGCGCGGGGAAGAAGGGCACUGGGCACGCCGAUGGGGAGACGCCACUGGCACUGAGGGGACAUACUCAAAGGUCAUGAUCCACCGGCCCAAUGUGACGGUGCUGACCCACCAAAGGGAAGGCCAGAACCAGGGAGAGUGGCAGAGGUCUGAGUGCGUCCUGGGCUACAUCCCUGUCGUCUACUACAGCGCCCUCUUGUGUGUGGGAGUACCAGUGAACAUCCUGACGCUGGUGGCGCUGUCCCGCCUGGCAUCGCGCACCAAGAAGGCCCUCUACGUGUACCUCCUGGCCCUGACCAGCUCCGACAUCCUCUCCCAGCUCUUCAUCAUCUUCGUGGGCUUCCUGCUGGAGACGGCCGUGUUCCACCGCGACAUGCCCGCGAUGCUGCUGCACUCCGUCAGCGUGCUGGAGUUCGCCUCCAACCACGCGUCCAUCUGGGCCACCGUGCCGCUGACCGUGGACCGCUACGUGGCGCUGUGCCACCCGCUGCUCCACCGGCAGAUCAGUUACCCGGCGCGGGCCCGGCGCAUCAUCGCCGCGGUGUUCGUGUUGGCGCUGGCGUCCGGCGUUCCUUUCUACUGGUGGUCGGACCUGUGGCGGGCGAGCCACCCACCCACCGUGCUGGACCGCGCUCUCAUCUGGACACACGUGACCAUUAUCUACUUCCUGCCCUGCAGCAUCUUCCUGGUGCUCAACUCGCUUAUUAUCCAUCGGCUCCGGCGGCGUCGCCGAUGCCAGGAGGAGUGCGGGCAUUCAUCGUCGACGGCAGUGGCGGCACCUCCACACCACCACCGCCUCCUGGGCAAGACCACAGCCAUGCUGCUGGCUGUCACGUCGGUCUUCUCAGUGCUGUGGGCGCCGCGGACCGCGGUGAUCAUCUACCACCUGUACGUGGCGUCGGUGCACCUCGACUGGCGCGUGCACCUUGCUUACGACCUGGCCAACAUGCUGGCCAUGCUAAACACGGCUGUCAACUUCUUCCUCUACUGCUUCGUCAGCAAGCCCUUCCGGGCCGCCGUCAGGGACGUGCUGCUGCUCCGGGGCGGGCCCAUGGCCGCCCGCAACGCCCUCCGGCACCAGCAGGUGGCCGUCCACGCCUCCAACUCAUCUCUGUCCGACGGCACCAAGCGUUCCCAGCGCGACAAAGCCCCCCACACGCUGCGAGUGGAUGCCCAGGUCAUGUGACUCAUAGGGGACCAAUCCAAAUUUAGAGGAAAAGAAAAACAGCCACAGCACUUACAGUCCUCUGCCACUAGCCAGUUGACAACUUUUUUGGACAGGUUAUCACAGAACACUUAACUUUAAACCCUCUGUUAUAAGAGUGACAUAUCAUGACAGCUGGACUCCCUUGAGUCAUCAUGACAGUCAAUUUCCAAUGUCAUGAUAACAUUAUCUGUAAUUAGAGCGUUUUGAAUUUUGAAAGCCAUUUCAGCCUGUCACAUGUGUCUAGGCUUUCAUGGCAGCAAACAUUUUGAGAUCUGUCAUGAUAAUUACUGUUAAUGAUUGCAUUGUUACGUCACUGCGCACUGUAUUUACAAUGAUAUGCUUAUGACAUGGGUAUGCAGGUCUUAUAACAGAAGACAGAGCGACGUGCUACCAACAGGAGUUAUAAUUAUUUUUAUUUGGUAUGUUACCAAGGUGACGAUUCAUAUCCAUGUUAUUUAUUAUGCUGUCCUCCGAGGGGAUAUGAUAAGAUGAUACAGUAUUUAUUUUUUCACCACAGAAACGUGGUGUUUGGUGUAAAUAAUUCUAGCUUUUUUUGUGUUCGUGAAUGGUGUUUAUUCAAGACUGAUCAUGUUAACCAUAUUUUUGUAUCUAAUACCUAGAUGUGGCAACAGCGCACACUGGUAGGCAAGUCUGGCAUUGUUCUUAUUUCAUUGUCAUUGCCAACUACUUCCAUGGACCAUGUCACGUCACACCAUCACAUGCUCACGGGCAGACCUUCAGCUACUGUCACACUCCUAGCUAGGAGUCUAUGUUGUCAAGCACAGUCUUUUAAUGCAAGCCAAUAUGGCCGUCAUUUUCCAAUCAUUAAAAUACACACUGUCAGGGCC
Molecule: messenger RNA, 2950 nt
Organism: Clupea harengus (Atlantic herring)
Lineage: Eukaryota; Metazoa; Chordata; Actinopteri; Clupeiformes; Clupeidae
Gene: gpr142
Product: G protein-coupled receptor 142
Biological process (GO): G protein-coupled receptor signaling pathway
Cellular component (GO): plasma membrane
Molecular function (GO): G protein-coupled receptor activity
Source: RefSeq, a predicted model, not a curated record